Molecule: messenger RNA, 285 nt
Organism: Rangifer tarandus platyrhynchus (Svalbard reindeer)
Lineage: Eukaryota; Metazoa; Chordata; Mammalia; Artiodactyla; Cervidae
Source: the annotation of a GenBank genome assembly
AUGAGGUGUCUCGUGGCGAGGCGGCACGCGCACGCUUACGUGCGCGUCCCUUUUCGCAUCACGUGCUGGGGGACGCAGGAAGGCAAUCGUGCGAGCCCUGGCGCCCCCCUCGAGUCGGCCGCUGGAGGUUUUGUUUAUGGUUGGGUUCGCGGCCUAGUGGGCCGCGCCAGAGCCGGGGCCUCGAUUUGGGAGCGUGGCCGGGGCGGGGCUUGGGGCAGUCGGCGGAGGGGGGGGGCCAUGCGGCUAGAGCCUGAGACGGGGGAGAGCGAGAAAGAGCGCGAGUGA